This is a messenger RNA of Dunckerocampus dactyliophorus (ringed pipefish), 2247 nucleotides long. It is a transcript of the gene prorp, whose product is annotated as protein only RNase P catalytic subunit. Bases 329 to 2176 code for a protein of 615 amino acids. The transcript has 10 exons. Gene Ontology annotation, biological process: mitochondrial tRNA 5'-end processing; tRNA 5'-leader removal. The record is from RefSeq and is a predicted model, not a curated record. Gene Ontology annotation, cellular component: mitochondrion; mitochondrial ribonuclease P complex. Gene Ontology annotation, molecular function: ribonuclease P activity; protein binding. NCBI's taxonomy places the organism in Eukaryota, Metazoa, Chordata, Actinopteri, Syngnathiformes, Syngnathidae.
UCUACAGGGCGAUUGUCUCAGUGGAGUUGCCGUAGUAUUUCCGCCGCUGAUUUAGUCGCCAGAGUACUAGUUUACAAAAAGGUGAGGAGAACUUUACGUUGUGAUUCGGUUAAGGGCAAUUUAGCGACAUACUUAUCUUGCAAGACUCAUUUCCAGGUCAUGAAAAAACAAUGUCUUCCAAAUUUGGUGAGAUAAUGUGGGGAGUUGCUACUCAUACAAUUUCUUUACAGUAAACAAUUUUUAAUUGUUGGAAAUACCACAAAACCGAAUUUGAAGAACAGGAUAAUAUAUAAUAAUUUCAGACAACUGCAAAGGUGCGACUUAUGCCAUGGGGUCCACCGUUAUAUUCCAACUAAAGAAGUGCCUGAUGACAGCUUUACCAGUUAUCAAUCAAGGCUCUUCAGUUGCCCCUGUGUUGCCUUAUGCCACACACAUUCUGUGCUACAGGGGCUUUUACUCCAACCGUGGAUGGAGACGGCCGAGCAAAGGUAACACUAUACAGGCCAAUGUGCAUGGUGGAUUGAAAAACAGCACAAUUAGACAGAGGACAGUAGAGUUAAGGGGAGAGGUCACAGAUGGAAGAGGAAAGAACUAUAUUCCCCAGCAAAAUGCUUCCAUCCCCAAGUCUGUGUUUGCUGCUGGGACGGCAAAGAAGACAGCGGAGAUGCUGAAGAGGAAAGCGGGUUCGUCCUCAGAAGAAGAUCAGCGUCCUGCUGAGCUUGCAAGGAGGAUGAACAGAGGAGAUGGAAAGCUGUCGCCUCCCGAUAAGCCACUGUCUGUUGAGGAGUGGAAGAAACUGAAGGAGUCUUUGGGAAGUCCAGCACGAUUUGACAUCCAGAUGUUAUCUGCACUGUUGCAUAAUGCGGCAGAGUUGGAUAUUGCAAAAUCCCUGCUGACAUUUGCAGCCACAGAAUCAGGAACUCUAUCCUAUGAGUUGCUGCUACGGUACCUGACACUUUGUGUGAACGGCAAUCACGACACGGAAGUAUUUGAUGUCUAUGACAUCAUGCGAGUGAGUUUCCCCUCUCUGGAUACGGGAGCUUGUAGUCUUUUUAUCAGGUCUUUCAGCCGCACUGCAAGGUGGAAAGAAGCCCUCAGCAUAGUACAUUACCUCAAGAAAGUUGUUACCCCAUCACCGGGCAAUUAUGGCCAUAUAAUUGCUGCAGCAAUGCUAAACGGUGACCUAAUCACGGCAUGGGCUCUUUAUGAUGAAUUAAUGGCGAAGGGGCUCAACCCACAACAAGGCACUUGGGCCUGUUUGUUUAAGAGAGUGUGCACAGAGGAAGUAGCGACCAUGUCGCUUAGCCAGCAGCAGGAGAGGCUGCUGGGAAUUCUGCUGUACCUGAGAAACAAUCAGGUUUACCCGCAGCGGAGCCUUGCGAGCAGCAUCAAGACAUGGUUUGAAAGUAUUCCAGGGCAGCAUUGGCGAGGAACUUGGAGCAGUGCUUCUCCAAAGGGCAUGUGCAAGAGUUGUGGAACAGAGUUAGAAUCCAUUCAGCUGACUGCCGAGGAGUACCAAGAGUUGAGAGAGAGAGUCAUGACUGAUAUCAUCCAGGGACAAGACGUUUUUAACAAGACAACACCAGAGGAGUUGGACAGAUUCAAGGCAUUUGUGAGGAGGAAGCCUGCUUUUGAUGUUGUUGUGGACGGGCUUAAUGUGGCAAAUGUCAAUAACAACAGAAGCAAACUGUCAGAGACGUUGUUGGCAGUGGUGUCGGAGCUCAAGCUACAGGGCCUGACCAUUCUGGUACUGGGGAGGAAACACAUGCUGCGGCCAUCCAGAUCGUGGGACAAACACAACAUGAAACUUAUCCAGGAGAAAGCUCAUUGCUUUUUCACUGACAACAUUUCUGAGGAUGACCCAUUCUUGCUGUAUGCCACUUUGCAUUCUGGGAACCACUGUCGCUUUGUGAGUCGGGACUUGAUGAGGGAUCACAAGGCUUGUCUGCCGGACGAAGCCACCAGGCGGCUCUUUUUCAAAUGGCAGAGAGGCCAUCAACUGGUGGUGCAUAGUCGUGUUUCGGUGGGGAGGAGGGUACAGUUUCAGAGUAUUCCCAGCUAUGACACCAUUGUCCAGACUACAGGAGACACCUGGCACAUCCCCUAUGAUGACACAGAUGUCAGGAGCUCAUAUGAAGUUCCACAGAAAUGGCUGUGUCUUACCAAGAUUCACUGAAUUUACUCACACGUUGAAAUAUUUGGGGUUUAAGAAAAAAAAUCAUCAUAAUUGUACUUCUGAAUAAAAAG